AUGGACUGUCACAAAGGCCUCGACUACAUUCAUGAAGCAGAGGAGGAUAUCUGGGUCGAGAAGAUCAACGAGCUUCGUCUCAACGGCCGUCUCUGCUCAUGGAUGACGGGUUUUCAUCCCCAGCAACUUCCGUGCCAUCUGGAAGGGGGCUUCCUCAAUGGGUCAUACAACGUCUGCCAAAUAUUCAUUUUUGAAGACGGAACCACCUGGAUCCUCCGCCUACCUCGAGUCUCCAGCAUUUCCCCUGAAUAUGCCGAGGAAAAAGUGAUCAUGGAAGUCGAAGCCCUGGAUAUCAUCCACAAAAAGACAACAAUCCCCGUACCACAGGUCAAGGCUUGGGGGUAUGCCAGGGAUAACUCUCUUGAUCUCGGGCCAUUUUUGAUCAUGGAGUGGAUUAAUGGUAUUUGCCUGGGCGGUAUUUUGAUUGAUGGCGAAUCACGAGUGAUAAAGAAAGAUAUCAGUGACGACAAAAUCGAAUUUAUCUACAGACAAAUGGCCGAUAUUAUGCUACAGCUCCAUGAAAUCGAUUUCGAGCGGAUCGGUAACCUCCCAACCCCACGGACUGGAGCAUCUGUACCUGUUCGACCAUUGACGUGGAAGGUGCAUGAUAUAUUGCGGACUGGAGGAGUCAACACCUUCGGUGACCCAGCUCAAGAAUUCCCGACGGUUACUGAAUACUUCCAACAUGUAAUCGGGCAAGACUGGAAACAACUUCAUGAUCAACCGAAUUCAAUCGGUGGCUGGUAUACGGCUAGCACUGAAUAUCGAAACCAGAAAGUCCUAGGACCUCUGAUUCCGGGCAUGGUACACCCGGAGUAUGAGCGGGGCCCAUUUAAAUUGAUCUGUGAUGAUCUUGGCCCAAAGAACCUGCUAGUGCGGAGCGCUGAAGAUCUCACCAUUGUGGGAAUGGUGGACCUAGAGUGGACUUAUGUUGGGCCAGCUCAGCUAUUCGCCUCAGCACCGUGGUGGCUUCUUCAAGACCGACCCAUCAACCAGCAGUGGGAUUUCAGUAAUGAUGACGUGCCUCCUCAGGAAAUAACUAGCCGCUAUUUAAGAUGUCUUGAUAUCUUCAAGCGCGUGCUCGAGGAAGAAGAGGCAAAGAGACCCGAAGCCAAGGGCAAGGGAACGAGCCUGUCCGCUCUUGUCAAGUGGUCAGAGACAUCUGGAGCCAUGUGGCUCCAUAUGCUUUUGUCCAGCGGCUUUCUUGACUCGUUGGGCUUUCCUUGUGGGCAUCUGCGGAGACAUGUCGGUGUUGAAUGGUGGCAGGAAGAGAUGACCAAACUCGAAGGUUCUGAAGAAGUCAAGGCAUUCGUGGACAAGAAACUUCCUAUGUUCGAUCGCUAUGAGGAAAACAUGAAGAAGAUCGAAGUGCAAAAGGCGCUUAUGGAUGAGGGUAAGAUAACAAAAAAGGAAUUCGCGGCUCUCGCGCGAUCUAUCCUGGCCGGUGAGCAAGGGAGCUGA
This is a messenger RNA of Penicillium alfredii, 1461 nucleotides long. RefSeq names its product phosphotransferase family protein. Bases 1 to 1461 code for a protein of 486 amino acids. The transcript is spliced from 2 exons. The record is from RefSeq and is a predicted model, not a curated record. Lineage: Eukaryota; Fungi; Ascomycota; Eurotiomycetes; Eurotiales; Aspergillaceae.